This is a messenger RNA of Lepus europaeus (European hare), 1765 nucleotides long. RefSeq names its product cold inducible RNA binding protein (gene CIRBP). Gene Ontology annotation, molecular function: RNA binding. Bases 86 to 601 code for a protein of 171 amino acids. Gene Ontology annotation, biological process: positive regulation of mRNA splicing, via spliceosome. Gene Ontology annotation, cellular component: spliceosomal complex. The transcript is spliced from 7 exons. Lineage: Eukaryota; Metazoa; Chordata; Mammalia; Lagomorpha; Leporidae. The record is from RefSeq and is a predicted model, not a curated record.
UUCACUCGCACGUUAGGAGGCUCGGGCCGUUGCCGCGUUCCGAUUUUCCGUCUGCGUCAGGGACUUGCCCGGCUCCGUGGCCGCCAUGGCGUCGGACGAGGGCAAGCUGUUCGUGGGCGGCCUGAGCUUCGACACCAACGAGCGGUCCCUGGAGCAGGUGUUCUCCAAGUACGGGCAGAUCGCGGAAGUGGUGGUCGUGAAAGACCGGGAGACGCAGCGCUCGCGGGGCUUCGGCUUCGUCACCUUCGAGAACAUCGACGACGCCAAGGACGCCAUGAUGGCCAUGAACGGCAAGUCCGUGGACGGGCGGCAGAUCCGCGUGGACCAGGCCGGCAAGGCGGCGGACGGCCGCUCCCGAGGGUACCGAGGAGGCCCCGCCGGGGGCCGGGGCUUCUUCCGCGGGGGCCGGGCGCGCGGCCGCGGGUCGUCCAGAGGAGGCGGGGACCGCGGCUACGGGGGCAGCCGGUUCGAGUCCCGGAGCGGGGGCUACGGAGGCUCGAGGGACUACUACAGCAGCCGGAGCCAGGGCGGCGGCUACGGGGACCGGAGCUCGGGCGGCUCCUACAGAGACGGCUACGACAGCUACGCUGCCCACGAGUAAAGUCCUGCUCAAGACGUCCCGCCCGUGGCUGUGGAGGAUUGCGGGAGCCCCGCCCAGCCGUCCUGUGUGGCGCAUGCACCUCCUGUGCGCACCGCGGCGGCCGCGUCGGCUCCGCUGGCCCCGGACCGGCUCUGCGGGGCCGCGGCUUUGCUGGCCGCCCUGGGCCGUGGCCGGUUUUUUUCCUCCAGAAACAGCCGGGGUUGUGUGGGUUUCCGGUUCUCGCUUCCUCGAGUUUUGCUUUUUGGUUUUUGUUUUUGGGAUUUUGUACGGCCCUCUGCUCCUUUGGAACGCGGCGUCCACUCUGAGGCCAGCUGGCUGCGGCUUUCCCAGCCCCGUGGAGUGUGGCGUGGUGGACGCCACGCGGGGCGGCCCCCGUGGGGCUCUGAAGACUGUGCUGCGGCCCCUGUGCGCGCCCGGCGCUGGCCUGCGGCGGCCGUGAACUUGUACGCGGUUCCCCUGGCUCACGAGCCGAUUAAAGCCCGUGUGACACCACCUCCGUUGCUCCCUCUGAUUGCGCGCGGGGCCAGAGCGGGGCGGGCCAGGGCAGGGCCUGCGGAGUGGCCGCGCCCGGGGCAGGGCCGGCCCAGUGGCAUCCUGGCGACCUUGGGUGCCCGCAGGGGCUCUGCCGGCGCGCCCUCCGCCAGCCCACGGACGCCGCAGCCUGGAGGACGGAGCCGCGCGCCCUGGCUGGCUCCCGUGGACCCGGCCCUGUAGCUCUAGGUAACCGUUCGCCAAGCCCCCUGAAGCAGCGCCCCGGGGGCUUCCUGUGGCUGGUUAUCGCUUUGCCUUUUCCUUUUUUUCUUUUUUUCUUUUUUUCAAUUUUUUAAAUGAAGCCAGCAUGGAGUCUGGCCCGGCUGUCGCCCUCCCCCUCCCCCGCUAGCAGCCAGGGCGGCGGCCGGGACGCGGUGACCCGGAAGAGCGUUGGAGACCCGAACCUGGCUCUCGGGUCUUUGUUCGUGGACUGAGGGUCUUCCAGGCUGGGCCGAGCUCUCAGGCCUGUGGACACCACUCGAGUUCUAGCGCCCACACCAGUCUCAGCAGCCCCGGCCCAGUGGGCGGCGCUGGCCCUGGCCACGCCCUCCCAGGCCCGGUCCAGGCUCGACCCUGUGGGAGCCGUGGGCGGUGGUGGGCCGGGCCGCUGCGGAUUGGGGCCGGGGGUCACGG